This is a messenger RNA of Pistacia vera, 2635 nucleotides long. RefSeq names its product pentatricopeptide repeat-containing protein At5g38730. Gene Ontology annotation, molecular function: protein binding. Lineage: Eukaryota; Viridiplantae; Streptophyta; Magnoliopsida; Sapindales; Anacardiaceae. The transcript has a single exon. The coding region runs from base 49 to 1812 and encodes 587 amino acids. The record is from RefSeq and is a predicted model, not a curated record.
UAAAAUAAAAUAUUAUAGUGAUUCGAUUCCCUCGAACAAUCUCCACAAAUGGCUAACACUGACGCCAAGUUCAUUCUAACCAUUUCUGCAAUUGUGCUCAAGGGUCACUGGGCUAAACUCUUGAAACCCAAUAUCGUUUCAUCUCUCUCUUCAGCAACCAUUCACCAGGUCCUUCUAAAUCUCUCUCUGUUUACUCACAGUCCUAAUUCGUGGGCAUUCUUUAAAUGGAUUGAAUCAACAGUACCCAAUUACAAGCACUCCUUGCAGUCUUCUUGGAUUAUGAUUCAUUUUUUAACAAAACACAAACACUUCAAGAAUGCACAGCACCUGCUUGAAAAAAUUGCUCAUAGAGACUUUUUAUCAACUCCGUCGGUUUUGAAUGCUUUAGUGAAAGUUCACGAUGACCCAGCUGGGAAUUCUCAUGUUUUGAGCUGGUUGGUGAUAAUUUAUGCAAAUAUGAAAAUGACCCAAGAGGCUGUACAUGUGUUUGAUCAAAUGAGGGUUCAUGGUUUAAGUCCUCAUUUGCAUGCUUGUACUGUGUUGUUGAAUUCUUUGGCAAAAGAUAGGUUGACUGAUAAGGUGUGGAAAGUGCAUAAGAAGAUGGUUAGACUUGGAGUUGUUGCUAAUAUUCAUGUGUAUAACGUGUUGCUUCAUGCUUGUUGCAAGUCAGGUGAUGUUGAGAAAGCAGAGAAGUUGUUGAGUGAAAUGGAAUUUAAGUGUGUGAAACCUGAUCUUUUUACGUAUAAUACGUUGAUUGCUUUGUAUUGUAAAAAAGGAAUGCAUUAUGAGGCUUUGUGCGUUCAAGAUAGGAUGGAAAGAGAAGGGGUGACUCUGGAUAUUGUUACGUAUAAUUCUCUUAUUCAUGGUUUUUGUAGAGAGGGUAGAAUGAGAGAGGCUGUGAGUCUGUUUAGGGAUAUUAAAGGUGCUACUCCUAAUCAGGUCACUUAUACUACUUUGAUUGAUGGAUAUUGCAGAGUGAAUGAUCUUGAAGAAGCUUUGAGACUGCAGGAGGAAAUGGUGGUUAAAGGAUUGUAUCCUGGGGUUGUUACUUAUAAUUCUAUCUUGCGCAAGUUGUGUGAAGAAGGUAGGAUAAGGGACGCAAACAGACUCUUGAAUGAGAUGGGUGAUAAGAAUGUUGAACCAGAUAAUGUCACGUGUAACACUCUGAUUAAUGCUUAUUGUAAGAUAGGCGAUAUGGGGUCUGCAAUGAAAGUGAAGAACAAGAUGCUUGAGGCUGGAUUGAAGCUAGACCAAUAUACUUACAAGGCAUUGAUCCAUGGAUUCUGCAAAGUUCAGGAAAUGGACAGUGCUAAAGAACUCUUGUUUGGCAUGCUUGAUGCUGGAUUUGCUCCUAGUUAUUGCACCUAUUGUUGGCUUGUUGAUGGCUAUUGCAAAAAGUGCAAUGAUGAGGCAGUAAUUAAACUUCUGGAUGAAUUUGUGGGAAGAGGUGUUUGUGUUGACAUAUCAGUGUAUAGAGCACUAAUAAGGAGGUUUUGUAAGAUAGAAAAGGUUGAUUGUGCUCAACGAGUAUUCAGUCUUAUGCAAGAAAAUGGUAUAUCUGGAGAUAGUGUUAUUUAUACUAGUUUGGCAUAUGCUUACUGGAGAGCUGGAAAAGCAAAUGCCACUUUAGAUAUAUUAGAGGAAAUGUAUAAAAGAAGGUUGAUGAUAACUCUGAAACUCUUUAAGUGUUUCAAUGCUUCUUAUGCUAAUGAUAACAAUAUCUUGGGUCUCUUUUGGAAUCAUGUAGUUGACAGAGGCCUAAUGUCAAAAAAUAUUUUAAAGGAAAUGGAGCAGAUGAAUUCACACUCAUAAAGGAAUCUGGGAAUUUCAACAAAGUUGGAGUCUUACAUUUUCAGUUCAUUGAAAAGGUGAUCGAGCAUCAGAGCAUGUAUAGCCUCUUUUGUUGCAAUUGGUCAUAGUAUGCACGGAUUGGAACCAGCAGAUGAUGGAAUGUUCCUAUUAGAGUUCUUUUUCUGCCAAAAAUCAAGUUAUAUGCAACUUCUGGUAAGGUGGAAGGUCAUCUGGCAGAUAUGGAUCGGUUUAUAGCUGACAUGUGAGGUUCAUUUUUUUAAAGUAUGGAUUUUCUAAUGGAUCAUGGGAUCAUCUUAACUAGUGACAAAGAAAAUGUGACUGUAUAUUACAAGGCACUGAUCCAUGGAUUCUGCAAGGUGCAAGAGAUGGACAGUGCUAAAGAGCUCUUAUUUGGCCUGCUUGUGCCUGUUUUCCCUGUUAUUGGACUUAUUCAUGGCUUGUUGAUGGUUGCUGCAACAAAUGCCAUAAAGAAGCAUUAAUAAGCUCUGGCCUGAUUAGUUUUAGAUAAAUAUAUAUUCUGUCAAGUCCGCCGGUCUUGAAUGGAACACCUUAAAUACGUAUAAAAGAACCGGCAAUUUACUAUCUCAUUAUGUUGAAGCAAAGACAACAAUAGAAUUACGGAAUGCAGCAUGGCCAAGAAAAGCAAAGCUCCAGGAAUGGGAGUGUUAUAGCUUAAACUUUGUUGGAGCCUUUGUCUUUAUGCUUGUAUGUACUUGUGUAGUUGUGUUUGGUAAGAGACCUUCCAACGGCUUAAUUGCUGCAAUCGAAAUCGGAAUAAAGUUCAACCAAGUAAUUGUUUGGUCUAGAUUUGAGCCUCCAAGAU